Molecule: messenger RNA, 3456 nt
Organism: Cordyceps fumosorosea ARSEF 2679
Lineage: Eukaryota; Fungi; Ascomycota; Sordariomycetes; Hypocreales; Cordycipitaceae
Product: pentatricopeptide repeat protein
Exons: 1
Coding region: 1-3456 (1151 amino acids)
Molecular function (GO): protein binding
Source: RefSeq, a predicted model, not a curated record
AUGCCCAUCUACUCCAACCUUUACUCGAAUUUCAUCCGCCAAGGAUCUCAAUUCGCAAAGUCCAUCACCUCUCACGGUUACGCACAGUCCGUCGUAGCCGCCACCCACCCUCAUGUUCUAAACAGCCAGAACCGCCCCGUCUUCGCACGGAGGCAUGCAAACCGACAGGGACGUUUCGCCACCUUCCAGCUCAGCUCCGCCUUCCACAGCGACCGCACCACUGCCGCCCUCGUCGACCACCGCUUGACCCUCAACCAUGGCAGCCUCGACGCCUAUUUUGACGCCCUGCAGAAGAAGGAGGCCGCCGGCCAGGUCGAGAAUGAGGAAUGGGAGCAGUACGAGUUCCCCAAGCUCCUCGAGUGGAAGCCCGACGCCGACGCCGUCCUUGCCAGCGAAGACGCCCUUGCGCAAGCCAGCGAGCACGAUGCGAGCGCCCAGGCAGAGAGUGUCCCUCGGCCUAUGACGCCUGAGGAGGCUGCUGCCCUCGCGCAUAUCGACGCUGCUCUUGAGCGAGAGAUCGAAGCCCGCCGAACCCGCGAAGAAGACGAGGUCGCCUCUGUCCACUCCCGCGCCGCCAGCCCUGUCCGCAUAUCUCGCAGCGCCACUCCCGUCGACCCCCAGUCCCAGUCAAGCGCCGAUCACUUGCUCAAGCUCUCCUCGACCGGACGCUAUGCCGAGAUCCCUGCCGUCUUCGAAGCCAUGCUGGCUACUGGUGUCAAGCCCAUCGCCGGUGCCUACAAUGCUCUUUUGCUUGCUGCUAUCUACAUUCCCAUCAAGAGAAGCGAGGUUAUUUCCAAGGCCCUUGAUGUCUACGCUGACAUGCUCCGCCGUCGCGUCACUCCUGACAGCCAGACUUUCGAUAUUCUGGUGAGCAUGUUGGCCUCUCGCUGUUUGGAGGUUGCUAGCAUGAAGGCCAUGCUCGAGGAGAAGCGCGUACGAUUUGGCGGCAUGGAAGAGCCUGGCAAGUUCAUGCUCGCGUCUCAUGAAUUCGAGCAUGCUAUUCUUUGCGAAGAUGAUAGACUCGAUCUUGCUAUCAAGCUGUUCGAUACAUCCGUUGAUGCCAACACUGCCAAGUUCUCUUCCAACACCUACUCGCAGCUUAUCUCUGCUUGCGCACAGGCCGGCCGUGUCUCGGACAUGCUCCGGCUGUUCGCUCACAUGGAGGAGACGCGCACUAUGCCUCACGCAGAGGUCUUCCCCACUAUGAUCACUGCCUAUGCUACUGCUGGUGAUCUCAUCAGCGCUGUCGAGUGCUACAAUGAGUAUCGCAGUCUUGCCAUUGCCGACGACGCUGGUCCCUCCACAUUACGCGAUCGCGUGGACGCUCAAGUUUACGCCUCUGUGAUCAAUGCGUAUGUAAUUUCGGACAAGAUUGAGGGCGCCAUGAAGUUCUUCAAGAAGAUUGUUGACGAGUAUGGCGUUAAGGUCGCCGACAUCAAGGAUGCCCUGAUCAGCACUGGGUUCGUCAAGGGCUUCAUCGCUCGCGGCAUUCUUGAGGAGGCCCUGUACUGGGCUCAAUCAAUUGAGGCUCAGGUCCGCCCUCAGGCCCUUGCUCGUGUUGCUAUCGAGGCCGCCGACAAGAACGAGGUUUUCACCGCCACUGAGGCCUACAAUGGCAUCAAUGGCUCCCUGGACGUUAUACAAACCCCUUCUAUGGCUAUGCUCGCCAUGAGCGUCCGUGAAGGCGACGUCGCCUCCGCCACCAAGUACUGGCACGUUCUCACCCAGCCUGAGAUGCGUGCUACAGCUGCCUUCAUUGAGCCCACGACCAUGUACGCCGUCGCCUUGAUCGGCUCUGGUCAGGUUGCCGAAGGUCUCGCCCAGUCGGAAAUGAUGUUCCAGAGAAUCCGUGCCUCCGAAUCAGGUGCCCAUCCUGAGCUGGGCGAAGAAAUCGAGGAAGGUGUCGACUUCAUCGCCCGCUUUAUGGAGAGCCGUGGCAUUAGUGACCCUCGUGAGCUGGCUUCACAAGCCUCAAGCGCGCCCCAGCAGGCCAUGAGCGCGUCCCCUUUUAUGUCUACCCCCUCUGUCUCGUCUUUCGAGGAUAGCUUCGACCCCUACGCCCACAACACCGACUUCAAGGGCUCUUCUCUCAUUGCUGACGAUCUCGAGGGCAACCACGGCCGUAAAGGUCCUCGCCUGAGCGAUGCGUUGAACCGAUUCCGCAACAUGCGCCGUGCUGGCCGCCAUCCCCGAUACAUUACUUACGCCAAGCUUAUCUCGGCUGCGGCGAGAGAGGGCAAGAUGGAUCUCUGCCACGAUAUUCUCGGCAUGGCCCGCGCUGAUGUUCCUCUGCUCGCUCAGUAUGCCGUCGUCCGCUACGGCUGGUCCUCGAUUCUUGAUGCCAUGGUUGGCGCCUGCUUGACCGUCGGUAACCGUGGUCGUGCUGAGCAGUACCACCAGGAGCUGCUGGAGAUGGGCGCUGCCCCGUCUGCCAACACCUUCGGACUGUACAUCACUACUCUCAAGGACUCCACGAAGACUUUUGACGAAGCGUCUGAGGCCGUCCGCAUUUUCCACCGUGCCAAGACGGAAGGCGUGGAGCCCAGCUCGUUCCUGUACAAUGCUCUGAUUGGAAAGCUCGGCAAGGCCCGCCGCAUUGACGACUGCCUGUUCUACUUUGCUGAGAUGCGUGCUCUUGGCAUCAAGCCCACUUCUGUUACCUACGGAACUAUCGUCAAUGCCCUGUGCCGUGUCAGUGACGAGAAGUUUGCGGAAGAGCUCUUUGACGAGAUGGAGGCGAUGCCCAACUACAAGGCUCGCCCUGCACCAUACAACAGCAUGAUGCAGUUUUUCCUAACCACCAAGAGAGACAAGGCUAAGGUCCUAGCUUACUAUGAGCGUAUGAAAAUCAAGGGUAUCGCUCCCACUUCGCAUACCUACAAGCUGCUUAUUGAUACGCACGCCACUCUCGAGCCCGUCAACAUGGCCGCCGCUGAGGAGGUGAUGGAGCAGAUGACUGCUGCUGGCCAGCAGCCUGAGCCUGUUCACUACGCCUCACUCAUUCAUGCCAAGGGCUGUGUCCUGCACGACCUGGAGGGUGCUCGCAAAAUUUUCGAUUCUGUGGCCGAGAAGAGGUCUGUGCCUGCCAACGCCAGCCUCUAUCAGGCCAUGUUUGAAGGCAUGGUGGCCAACCACAACGUGACCGAUACGGAGCCUCUACUCGCCCAGAUGCGUCAGCGUCGGGUAGAGCUCACUCCUUACAUUGCCAACACUCUCAUUCACGGCUGGGCUGCGGAGAGGCAACUCUCCAAGGCUCAGGCCAUCUACGACGCUGUGCCCCGAGAGAAGCGAGAGCCUAGCACAUACGAGUCGAUGACCCGGGCUUUCCUGGCCAUGGAGAAGCGUGAUGAGGCUAAGUCGGUGGUCAGCGAGAUGCUCACCCGCGGCUACCCCAGCGCUGUUGUAAACAAGGUGCUGGAGCUAUUGGGCGGUGGCCAAGAGCAGGCCCAGCUGUAA